Messenger RNA from Plectropomus leopardus (leopard coralgrouper), 2102 nucleotides. It is a transcript of the gene pdxp, whose product is annotated as pyridoxal (pyridoxine, vitamin B6) phosphatase. Gene Ontology annotation, molecular function: phosphatase activity. NCBI's taxonomy places the organism in Eukaryota, Metazoa, Chordata, Actinopteri, Perciformes, Serranidae. Gene Ontology annotation, cellular component: cytoplasm; cytosol. The record is from RefSeq and is a predicted model, not a curated record.
UUGUGACACUCUGGAACCUGAUUGGUUAAAGUGCUGCGAUUUGAUUGGUCGAUGCUGACGAUGUGGGCGUGGUUAGACGUCAAUGUUUAUGUAGCCCGCUGUCGGUGUAUAUAACUGCACCAAGGACUCUGCAAUGUGAUUUCCUGACAUUGAUUUGUUUCCUUAUCUUUUAACCCGCCGUCUUCACCACAUUAUGCUCCAGCCGUUGACAUGGGGAACCACUAGCAGGUGAAAGACGGAAGAAACCGAGGAAAAAGCCGGAAUGGCAGGCGCCUUUGGCUUCAAAGGCUGCCAGAAAAUUCGAGGUCCGCAGAUCAGAAGUCUGCUCGAGGCGAAGGACUUCAUCCUGUUCGACUGCGACGGGGUCAUAUGGCACGGAGAGAAGGCGAUAACGGGCGCGGCGAAGGUGGUGAGCUCGCUGAUACGACACGGCAAAAACGUGGUGUUCGUCACCAACAACUGCACCAGGCCCCGGGAGAAUUAUGUGCACAAGUUCUCCCGGCUGGGCUUCACCGACGUGAUGCUGGAGCAGAUCUUCAGCUCGUCGUACUGCUCGGCUCUCUACCUGAGAGACGUCGUCAAGGUCCGCGGACAGGUGUUCGUCAUGGGCUGCGACGGGCUGCGCAGAGAGCUGCAGGAGGCGGGCAUCCCCUGCGUGGAGGAGGCGGACGACCCGGACGCCACCAUCUAUAACUGCACCCUGGCUCCGGACGUCAAGGCAGUGCUGGUGGGACAUGAUGACAAAAUGACUUUUCUCAAACUGGCCAAAGCCUCGUGCUACCUGAGGGACCCGGACUGUCUGUUCCUGGCCACCGACAACGACCCCUGGCACCCUCUGUCAGGUGGAAGGAUACUGCCAGGUUCUGGCUCCCUCACCGCAGCGCUGGAGGUGUCCUCAGGUCGCAAGGCCACUGUGAUCGGCAAGCCCAGCCGCUUCAUGUUCGAGUGCAUCUCCAGUCAGUUCAGGGGGGUGGACCCCGCCCAGUGCCUGAUGAUCGGGGACCGCCUAGAGACAGACAUGCUGUUCGGGUCCAACUGUGGCCUGGACACCAUGCUCACUCUCACCGGCGUGUCUCAGAUCGAGGAGGCCCAGGAGUACCGGAAUAGUGAGCUGAGCACCAACCACAGCCUGGUGCCCGACUACGUGGUGGACACCAUCGCUGAUUUCUUACCUGCUUUUGAGGAACUGGAAGAACAGAGCAAUUGACGAGUCCUGUCACCUCUAGUACGGAGCACAGAUCGCUUCUACUGCAUUUCAAGUGCAAUGUUUUAGUCUGGCAAAAAAAAAAGAAACAAAACAAAGAAACACUCCUCAGUAACAUGACGCUGUUUAUGUUGUGUCUAAGACACGAGUAGGACAGAAUAUUCUCCCCAAAAUAAUCAGUAAUCCAGUGCAUACCUCAGUGUUUCUAGUGUUGUGCCCAUUUGUGAUCGACGGUUCCUUGUUGCUGUAAGUGUUUAUAAAAAUAUAUGAAUAUACUGCACUUUCCUCUUCAUAAAGUUCAUAGGUGGUUUGAUAUUUUUAACAUCCAGAAGUAUUUUUGUAAAGCCAUGAAUUGCUCUGCAACGGCAUUCAUGUGUUUAAAGGCUGGUCGAUAUUUCUUUUGCCAAAAGGCAGACAUACUUACUAACGUAGAAUCGUUUCCUCCCGUGUGUUUGCCUGGGUGUGACUCCUCCUCGAUUCAUUUAUGGCAAGAGGAGAUAAUUAAAGAACUUCUCUCAGCUCUGGGGAAGAUGACAAUCUGCCAGUCAGACAGGUGACGUGUGUAUUCACUUUUGGCCUUUCUGUCACGUCUGUGCUACUUGUGCCAAUAUUCAUCAGAGUGCCAAACAGCUUACUGAACCUCAUAGUUAGAACACCAGUGACACAGUAACGGUGGCCGGUCAUACUGCUUUGUUGUGAAAUGUCAGUGUUGUUAAUGUUUACCAUAUAGAGCAUGCCAGCAACGGUAACAAUAAAUGAAUCCUAAAUAUGAAGAUGUUCAUCUGUUGAAGACAAUGAUAUGUCCUGUUUUUACACUGAAAAUGUCAUUUGUUUUUGCUCCAUUUUUUCACAGAGAUCAAAGACUGUUUUUGCACUCAAUAGAUGUAUUUCUCUCAAA